AUGUUCGGUCUCGAGGUGAUAACGAUUGCAGCCUUAUCUGGCGUUGCUCUGGCUGCUCCCCAGAAUGUCCAGUAUCACGAGACUACUGACCAUUCGUGGAAAAGUCGAAUCAAGAAUGUUGUCGUUCUCGUCGAAGAGAAUAGAUCGUUUGAUACCUUCGCCGGUGGGCUUAGCUACAACUCAGCUAUUGAUGGAUUAUUGCACCACAAUUAUUGCAAUUCUAUGAAUGCGUCAAAUCCUGGGCAAAAGGCCGAUGUGUGUGCUGGGCCUCGUGCCAAUGAUGUUGCAGCAGACGAUCCAAACCACAGUAUAAGUGGUGUUAACAUGCAACUGUUCACAACAUAUCAUCCAUCUGCAUCACAAUCCGAAAGCAUGCGUGGUUUUGUGACAGAACAAUCCAUCACCUACAGCACCUUGAACAAGACCCGUGCCGCCGAAGCCAUCAACUACUACACCCCUGAUCAAGUCAAGGUCUUCAACACAAUGGCCGAAAACUUCGUUCUUUUCGACCGCUGGUUCGCUGCUGUCCCGGGCCCUACCAAUCCCAAUCGUGCCUACAUCACGAGUGGAACAUCGCAUGGACACGGCAAAAAUGACAACGCUUUUAACGUUUACGGUAUGCCAGUAAAAUCCAUCUUCGAACAACUUUCCGAGAACGACAUCACCUGGAUGAACUACCAGAACUCCACCCUCGGUCCUGGUCUCGGUUUUAACCCAGAUGCUGCAUUCUACAACUGGACCCUUAGCUCUGGAGCAUAUAAAACUAAUAUUGCCCCUUUGACAAAAUUCUACGAGGACGCGGCUGCAGGCACACUGCCCCAAUUCACCUAUAUCAACCCAGAGUGCUGCUCUUAUCAGUCAUACCACCCCCCAUCACCUAUCAGCUCCGGCGAAAGCUUCAUCAAAGGAAUUUAUGAAGCUAUCCGAUCGUCCCCACAAUGGAACGAAACCCUCUUUAUCCUCACGUUUGACGAGCACGGCGGUUUCGGUGACCAUGUUCCUCCCCCCACGAACGUACCGGCUGGAGAUGAUCUCACAUAUACUGAAAAAGCACCUGAUGGAAAGAACAUGACAUUUGAUUUCAAACGAUUGGGUGUACGCGUUCCGACGCUUUUAAUCAGUCCGUGGGUUGGCAAGGGAGUGGUGGAGAAGAAGGGAAGGAACAAGGGAGGCGAGUACACGCAUACGAGUAUUAUUGGGUUCUUGGAUGAGCUUUGGGGAUUGGAUCCAUUGACUCCAAGAGUUAGCUGGAGUAGUACCUUUGAGGGGUUGAUUACAAAUAAGUUGAGGACGGAUACACCAGUCACUUUACCGGAUCCUUUGGCUUAG
Botrytis byssoidea is the source of this 1329-nucleotide messenger RNA. RefSeq lists its product as uncharacterized. The coding region runs from base 1 to 1329 and encodes 442 amino acids. The transcript is spliced from 3 exons. NCBI's taxonomy places the organism in Eukaryota, Fungi, Ascomycota, Leotiomycetes, Helotiales, Sclerotiniaceae. Gene Ontology annotation, biological process: phospholipid catabolic process. The record is from RefSeq and is a predicted model, not a curated record. Gene Ontology annotation, molecular function: hydrolase activity, acting on ester bonds.